AUGCCACAAUCACCAACCUCGUACGGGAUGUUAGGCAUCCUUCCCCCUGAAUUGCGCGACAAUAUUUACUCGCUACUUCUCACUCACAACUUCUAUCGGCCAAUAACCUCCAAUCGAGAUCCAUACUUCAUCACCAGUGGAUCACACCAAUGUGAACCCCUUACGAUCCUUAAAUUGUCAAGCCCAAUCCGCCAAGAAGCAUUAGCGUGCAUGAGGAAGUGCACCACUUUCACGUACGAGAGCGCGAUCGAGAGAAAGGUGAACGCUAACAUUAGGUCAUUCUAUGAUCCAAUAGCAACUCGUCACACGAUCAACAUCAAUUUUGAGAUUCCCGUGAAGAUCUGCUGUCAGAAUAUAUCAGGCGACCAUGGCGAAAUCCUUCAACGCUUCCUUUCGUCAGAACCCCUUUCAGGUCCUCCAACCCUCGAUACGGGCUUGAAUACACGCGGAUCAGAGGCUGAGAUCAACUUGGCCAUCCAUGGCCCUAUGAACCACGCCAAGGAAGAUCAAGACGUGAUAAACAUCAUAUUCAGAGAAGCGCUACAUACCCAGAAAAUGGUCGAGUUUAUGGCUUUUCACUUAGCCAGAACGGAUGCCAAUGGCUGCCCGGUUCCUGAUAGGGACCAGAGGCAAUUAAACGCAUCCCAAGUUGAGGAGGUAGUGCGUCAACGUCAGGACUGGCUAAAGCAAUUCCAUUUAGAAUGGAAUUGUAAGUUGGAGAGGAGAUCGCAUGUAGAGGUCGAAGCUGGCUAUAGGAGGUACAAGGGCAAUCUUAAGGUACGUGGGGUGAGGCAUGUGCCUUCGUUGAGUUGGCCGUGGUUAUUUUAA
Bacidia gigantensis is the source of this 828-nucleotide messenger RNA. RefSeq lists its product as uncharacterized. The transcript has a single exon. The record is from RefSeq and is a predicted model, not a curated record. NCBI's taxonomy places the organism in Eukaryota, Fungi, Ascomycota, Lecanoromycetes, Lecanorales, Ramalinaceae. Bases 1 to 828 code for a protein of 275 amino acids.